AUGAUGGUGCCUAUGAACUCGCUAUAUAUGCCCCUUAGGGCAUCACUAAGAGCAACCCCCCGAGCUAAAUCAGCGAUUGGGCCGGCAAUCAGAGCAGCAACCGCUUUCCCCCACCAACGACCUAGCUGGGUACCUGUACGAAGAGUAUCAACAGAUUCCUCCAAAAGCUCCAACAUUCGCAAAGCAAGCAAUGCCCCGCUCGCAAUUGCUAUCGGAGUCGUUGCUUCUGUUGCCCUGGGCGCCGUCCUCAUUGCACGGGGUAGAAAAGGAACACCAGAGCAUUUCAUUUCCGUGAAGUCAAGCACAGGGGUCGAUCUCUUUGCGGAAACGUCGGGUGAUUAUUCCAAACUUCCCAAAGAGGCUGCAGUUUUUACCACAGCACCACAUGUUCCACCACCGAUUACGCGAGAUUACCCUGUGCUUCUCCAGGUUCCGCUGACCACCACAACGAAAAUGACCCAGCUGUCCAGCCAAUAUAAAUAUGAACAAUGGACCUUUAAUGACACUGUUCCUGGUCCGUUCAUACGGGCACGAGUAGGUGACGUGGUGGAAUUGACCCUAACCAACCGCGAUGCAACGGGCAACCCGCAUAAUAUCGACUGUCAUGCAUUUACGGGACCGGGCGGAGGCGCGGCACUCACUACCGCUGAAGAGAACGAAAGCAAGACCGGGGCGUUCAAGCUUUUACAUCCUGGCCUCUACUUGUAUCACUGCGCGGCAGCCCCUGUCCCAGUACACAUUGCCAACGGUAUGUAUGGGCUCAUCUACGUCCAGCCGGAAGAAGGCGGCCUACCCCCGGUCGAUCAUGAGUAUUAUGUGAUGCAGAGCGAGUUCUACCAUGAGCCACCAGAAGUAAUGGAGAACGGCAAACGCUCCUCCGUGGUAGAAUUCUCCUACCCCAACGCACUGGAUGAGAACCCCAGCUUGGUUGUCUUCAACGGAAGCGAGUCGGCAUUGACCCGAGACCAGCCUCUGAAGGCGAAAGUUGGAGAGACAGUACGAAUAUUCUUCGGAAAUGCCGGGCCAAACUUGACCAGUGCGUUCCAUGUCAUCGGCACUACAUUUUCUAAGCUGUACCGUGAUGGCGACGUGGUAAGUCCGCCUGGAAACUGGGUGGCCACCGCCAGUGUUCCUCCGGGCGGUUCUACCAUCGUGGACAUGAAGAUGGCGGUGCCUGGAACAUACACAAUUGUGGACCAUGCCAUCUUCCGUCUAGACAAGGGCGCUGUUGGCUAUUUGAACGUUUCUGGAAAGCAGCGGCCAGACAUUUACCAGAGUGCUGCACCACCUGCUCCAUGCGUUGGAUGCAAGCUGCAUCCUUGA
This is a messenger RNA of Arthroderma uncinatum, 1323 nucleotides long. Its product is annotated as copper-containing nitrite reductase. Gene Ontology annotation, molecular function: nitrite reductase (NO-forming) activity; copper ion binding. The transcript has a single exon. Lineage: Eukaryota; Fungi; Ascomycota; Eurotiomycetes; Onygenales; Arthrodermataceae. The record is from RefSeq and is a predicted model, not a curated record. The coding region runs from base 1 to 1323 and encodes 440 amino acids.